CACGCCGCGGCGCCCUCCGACCGCCGCGGCUUGCGCGGGCUUGGAUUGGCUUGAAUUGCAUCAUGCGGCGUGCUUAUCACCCUGAUAGACGCCGGGCGAAUACCCCGACAUCCCGACCGCCAUGUCCAGAGUCAGGCGGGUCCCUCGAUAGCGGCAGGAUAGCAUGAAUAAUAAGAACGACGGCGGUCCCUGCGCCCCUUCCAAGCCUUCUUGACUUCCUCCACCACCUCCCCCAACCCCCAGGAUGGCGGACACGAAGACGGACGCGCUCCCCUUGCCCCCCUCCGUGCCAGCUUCGGCUACGGGACGCUCGCAGCGCCGAUGGAAGCUCCUGGCUUUCGCCGCGCUCGCGUCCCUCCCCCUGAGCUACGUGCACGCGCGCUCAGUCGCGAAGCCUUUCGAGGUGGAGGCGGAGGGGCAGGCUACCUUUGCAGCAGCGGCGGCGGACGUCUCGAAUGAGGCCCUGUGUGCGCAGCCUGGGGCACUGUUGCCGAAGAAGCACGACGUCUUCUACAACGCGUAUGUCGACAGCGUGGUCACCGAUGAGGAUUUCAAGAAGCGCGUGAUCGACCUGCUGUCGGGCGCGGUGCAGGUGCCGACGGAGGCGUUCGAUGACAUGGGCCCGGUUGGAGAGGAGCCGCGAUGGGAGAUCUUUGGUGAAUUCCACGCUUACCUCGACAAGAAGUUCCCCCUCAUCACUAAAACCCUCAAGAAGUCGACCGUCAAUACGUAUGGCCUCGUCUACGAGUGGACCGGCACCGACUCUUCCCUGCUUCCCAUUCUCCUCACGGCGCACCAGGAUGUCGUUCCCGUCGAGCCGCGUACAGUUGCCGAGUGGGUCCACCCGCCGUACUCUGGCUACUUUGACGGCGAGCGCAUUUGGGGCCGCGGCGCCAGCGACGACAAGUCGUCCCUCAUCGCCAUCAUGACGACUAUCGAGACGCUCCUCGAGAAUAACUUCACUCCUGCUCGCAGUGUCGUGCUCGCUUUCGGCAUCGACGAGGAGGCCUUCGGCAAGUACGGUGCAGCGACGCUGGGUCCGGCACUCGAAGAGACGUAUGGCAAGGAUGGAUUCGCUCUCCUUGUGGAUGAGGGUGGAGGGUAUGAUGAGCACGAGGGCGCGGUGUUUGCGACGCCUGCAAUCGCGGAGAAGGGGUAUCUGGAUGUGCGCAUCCAGGUGGACUCGCCGGGUGGACACUCGAGUGUGCCACCGCCGCAUACGACCAUUGGUAUCCUUGCGGACGCCAUCGUUCAGCUCGAAGAGGAGCCCUUCACGCCGAAGCUGUCUCGCGAAGAGCCCUUCUACUGGACGUGGAAGUGCUACGCAGCAUAUGCUCCCAACAUCGACGAGGAUCUGCGCGCAGCCAUCAAGGCUUCCGUCUCCGACGACGAGGCCCUCAAGGAGGCCGAGACGCUUCUUAUCACAGAGAAGCUCAACAGGGUCAACCUCCAGACCACGCAGGCCAUCGACAUGAUCAACGGCGGCGUCAAGUCCAACGCCCUCCCCGAGCAAGCCUACGUUGUCGUCAACCACCGCAUCCUCACCCAGAGCUCCGUGGCCGAGACGCAAGCCCUCGACACCUCCCGCCUCCUCCCCAUCGCCGCCCGCCACAACCUCACCGUCGAGGCCUUCGGCAAGACCAUCAUUGACGCGCCCACCGCCUACGGCCACCUCAACCUCUCCGUCGCCUUCGGACAUGCGCUCAACCCCGCGCCCGUCACGCCCAUCGCCGGCUCCGAGGCCGCGCCGUACGAGUUCCUCUCGGGCGUGAUCAAGGCGACGUACAACGGGCACCGCAACAUCGAGGGCGACGACAACAUCGUGGUGGCGCCGAGCAUCAGCACGGGCAACACGGAUACGCAGUACUACUGGAACCUGACGAAGCAUAUCUUCCGGUAUAACCACAGCAGUGGGAGGAAGGGCAAGGGCAAGGGGCAGGUGUUUGGCGGAGCGCAUACGGUGAACGAGAACACUGAGGCGGACAACCUUGUGGAGAAGGUCCGUUUCUUUGCGUUGUUGAUCCUCAACGCGGAUGAGUCGACGAAGUUCUGAGGGGUUGAUGGCAUGACCGGAAGGUAUAGCGGGCACGCAUAAUGCGUGAAUAUACGUGAAUAAACAGUGUAAUUGUUGAAUAUGAGUGGCGUAGAUGGCGAAUACAUGCAGCAGAAGAACCUGCUGAAGAGUCGAAUAGCGCAAGAGAGGUUUGGGACAACUCUUGAUAUCUGCAGACUCGGUGCGGGUGUGCGACACAUGACUACGAUACUGGAGGAGCAGCAGAUUCGGCCGCCACUGAGCCUCUGCGGGCCGCCUCCGCCUCGCGCUGCGCUCGCCUGCCAUUCGCUUCCAUGACGAGGCGGACCUGCUCCUUCUCCUGCUCGAACUUGCGCCAGCACAUCCACCUAUGGCCGAAUUAGCGAGGUGCCCUGGCAAUAUAUACGACUAGACGCACCAAGUGCCCAUAGACACCAUCAUGAAGGAGCCGAAAGCCCAGUUCGCUG
Messenger RNA from Schizophyllum commune H4-8, 2499 nucleotides. Its product is annotated as carboxypeptidase S. Gene Ontology annotation, molecular function: metallocarboxypeptidase activity. Gene Ontology annotation, cellular component: fungal-type vacuole lumen. The record is from RefSeq and is a predicted model, not a curated record. NCBI's taxonomy places the organism in Eukaryota, Fungi, Basidiomycota, Agaricomycetes, Agaricales, Schizophyllaceae. The transcript is spliced from 7 exons. The coding region runs from base 245 to 2053 and encodes 602 amino acids.